Varanus komodoensis (Komodo dragon) is the source of this 833-nucleotide messenger RNA. RefSeq names its product mitochondrial ribosomal protein S24 (gene MRPS24). The transcript has 4 exons. The record is from RefSeq and is a predicted model, not a curated record. Gene Ontology annotation, biological process: translation. Gene Ontology annotation, cellular component: mitochondrion. Bases 40 to 558 code for a protein of 172 amino acids. Lineage: Eukaryota; Metazoa; Chordata; Lepidosauria; Squamata; Varanidae.
GUGCCGCUUAGGCCCGCCUGCCGGCGCCCGUGCACCGAGAUGGCGGCGCCCUGGUGGCCGGAGGCCCGGCGGGGCCUGCAGGCCUUCGCCGGGAAGCGCGGCGGCGCCGUCUGGCUGCUCUCCGCGCGGCGGGAUUUCCAGACCAGCAGCGCCUGUUCCAAGAACAAAGCCGCUCGGGUUCGCGUCGGGAAAGGGGACAAGCCCGUCACGUAUGAGGAAGCCCAUCCACCCCACUACAUUGCUCACCGAAAGGGCUGGCUUUCGCAGCACACAAGUAACCUGCAUGGUGAGGAUGGAGCAGCUGAGCGCACUGUGGAGGACCUCUUCAUCCGGAAGUUCAUUUAUGGCACCUUCCAUGGCUGUUUGGCAAAUGAGAUUGUUCUGAAGCGCCGUGCAAACGUUUUGAUCAUCUGUGCCAUUUUUGUGCAGAGGCUGUCCCCUUCAAAGUUCUAUUUCCUGAUUGGGUACACAGAGACACUGCUUUCUUUCCUGUACAAGUGUCCUGUUAAGAUGGAGGUGCAGACAGUCCCUACAAAGGUGGUUUACAAGUAUCUCUAGUCCUGGUUGGGGUUGUCUUACAGAGAAUGGCUUUCUGCUACUGGUUGACCUGAAGUCAAGGCCUAGCGGGCUGUCUUACUUAUCCGUGAAGAUUAUUUUUCCACCUGGGGGGUCUUCCUGAAGGGACUGGAUGGAGGUGUAGAGGACUGGAGAGUCCUUCUCAGGAGGGUGCAAAGUUUCAGCUUGUGACUUAAAGGACCUUGGCUCUUGGUUUGAAAGCAGUGAGACUUUUGUGAUAUUGCUGAAAUCAAAACACAGUAUACUUGCUUCCAUUG